Molecule: messenger RNA, 1428 nt
Organism: Penicillium cataractarum
Lineage: Eukaryota; Fungi; Ascomycota; Eurotiomycetes; Eurotiales; Aspergillaceae
Product: putative MFS pantothenate transporter
Exons: 3
Coding region: 1-1428 (475 amino acids)
Biological process (GO): pantothenate import across plasma membrane
Cellular component (GO): plasma membrane
Molecular function (GO): pantothenate transmembrane transporter activity
Source: RefSeq, a predicted model, not a curated record
AUGGCCUUCUUCGCUCGAUUCAAGUCCUAUAUCAGGGGCCAAGAGACUGUGCCCGGUGAAGCAAAGCUGCUCCGCAAAAUUGAUGCAUUCAUCUUGUCGUUUUGUUGUCUCUGCUAUUUCGCCAAUUACUUGGACCGCAGUAACCUCAACAAUGCAUACGUCUCGGGCAUGAAGGAGGAGCUCAAUUUCAAAGGGAACCAGCUCAAUGUUAUAAAUACUGUCUUCACUGUUGGAUAUAUUGUUGGACAGGUUCCUUCCAAUCUGGCUCUGACCUAUCUACGGCCGCAUCUCUUCUUCCCGGCGAUGAUGCUAAUCUGGGGUAGUCUGACCAUGAUCACGGCUGCAGUACAUAACCCCCAGGGUAUCAUGGCGAUCCGCUUCUUCUUGGGCUUGGCCGAGUCGAGUACUUUCGUCGGAACGCAUUAUAUUCUCGGCUCCUGGUACACAGAGAAGGAGCUGGGCAAGCGCAGUGGAAUUUUCACCGCAUCAGGUCUGGCAGGAACAAUGUUUGGAGGUUUCAUCCAGACCGGCAUUCAAAAAUCCCUCAAUGGUGCCCAUGGACUGGCGGGUUGGCGAUGGCUUUUCAUUAUUGAUGGCCUGAUCACUAUUCCCAUCGCCAUCUACGGUUUCUUAUUGUUCCCCGACACACCAACCACUACGAAAGCCCCCUAUUUGACCUCUGAAGAGCGGGCCAUGGCCAUCGCGCGAAUCCCAGAGUCCGGCUCUGUCAAGGUUCCCCUGAAUCUGACAUUCGCCAAACGCGUCUUCACCUCUUGGCACUGGUACGGCUUUGUCAUUCUCUGGAUCAUCGCCGGAGAGACAGAGUCAUUCUCAAGCAAUGCCCUGCUGGCACUCUAUAUGAAGUCAUCCCCAUCUCACAAAUACACCGUCUCCCAGUUGAACGACUACCCCACGGGCGUGCCAGCAGUCGGCAUCGUUUCCACGCUGUUCUGGGCUACUUUAACCGAUUUCAUGGGGGGCAAGCGGUAUCUAGUCGGAUACUUUAUUGCCAUCACUGGUAUUGUGACAUCCGCCAUGAUCUUAACUCAAUUCGAGAAAACUGCUGUCGUGUUCGCCGCAUACUACUGGGCUGGAGCGGUAUAUGCCUGUCAGGCAACGUUCUUUGCUUGGUGUAAUGAUGCCAUGCGUUAUCAAGAUGACCGGUUCAGGUCUGUGGUCAUUGCCAGCAUGAACAUGGGCAGUAAUGCGGUGAACGCUUGGUGGAUUCUGCUUUUCUACUCGGCUAAUAUGGCGCCUCGAUUUACGAAGGGUAUGUGGGCGAUGAUUGGAUGUUCGAUUGCGCUGGCGCUUUGGACGACAGGUAUCAUUUGGAUGACUGUGCGUGAGGAGAAGAGUAGAGAAGGCCGGGAACCUCGGAUUAGAGACGCCGAUGUCAAGCAAAUUGAGGAGACUACUAGGGAGGUUUAA